Leptinotarsa decemlineata (Colorado potato beetle) is the source of this 593-nucleotide messenger RNA. Its product is annotated as gametogenetin-binding protein 2-like. The record is from RefSeq and is a predicted model, not a curated record. Gene Ontology annotation, cellular component: nucleus; cytoplasm. Lineage: Eukaryota; Metazoa; Arthropoda; Insecta; Coleoptera; Chrysomelidae.
UUUCUGUUCCGUGUUUCAUGUUUCGUGUUCAUGAUAGAUUCAUUGCAAAUGGAAGUAGUUGUCAUUUUAUGAAGUGUCUUUAUUUAUUUUAUAUCCUGAAAAUUCAUCAACUUAUUGGAAAGAAUAAACGUUCUAUCAGGGACCUGAAAAUUCAUUGAUAUGAAUAAUAAAGAAAAACUGCCCAAACUGGUUGAUGUUUUUCGUCCAACGAACCCUCUUAGUAGGAGGCAACUGCCCUUAGUUGUUGAUGAAAAUUUAACGUUGGUUAUGGAUAUAAAAAGUUCUGGAAUCAUUUGUGAUAAUCAACUGUUACGUGGAAAGGAAUUAGAGGAGUUUGCUUGCAAGUGGGGAGUCUUGUCUUCGCAAGAAUUACAUAGCGCUCUUCAAAUUACAAAAUCUCAACUUAUGCAUGUAUUGAAUCAAAAUGUUCCAUGUGUUGGAUGUCGAAGAAGUGUCGAUAGACUAUAUUAUCAAUUAUUCCAAUUUGGACAUCCUACCUUAGAUCCACUGGUAGUGAGACCUGACGGAACUAUUAGUAUAAAGGAGGAUAGGCUUUCCUAUCCUGUUUUAGGAUCCAUAUUUCACGAUCAUGC